Molecule: messenger RNA, 888 nt
Organism: Nelumbo nucifera (sacred lotus)
Lineage: Eukaryota; Viridiplantae; Streptophyta; Magnoliopsida; Proteales; Nelumbonaceae
Source: RefSeq, a predicted model, not a curated record
AUGCCAAGCUCUAUUGCAGGUCCCGUGGAGACAGACAAACUCAAGGGAGAUCGGCUCUUCAAGCACAUGAAGGGGAGGAAGAAGCGGGCUGCUAAGAGAGCCCGUUCCGAGUCACCACCAGCCCCCACUCCCGAGCCCAAGCUUUCGCCGUCGCCAACUUCCGAGCCCGAGCUCCCUGGGGCUCCUCCGAUUAUCGACUUGGAGGAGUCCAUACCACUUAGGGAGCCCGAGAACUCGGCUGAGCCCGCUAUGAGGGCAGCAGCUGAACCAGAGGCAAACUCCGUCGUGCAUGCCCUUGCUCUUCAGUCCGAGUGGAACCUGAAGCGGGCUCUGACCGUCGAGGAGUCUUCCCGCGCUGCCCAUACCGAUCUGCGGGAUAAGGACGAGCUAGCAUGCGAGAAGGAUGUGCUGAGGGGCGAGGCGGAGGCCCUCAAAGCGGAGCUGGCAUGCGAGAAGGGUGCAUUGAGGGACGAGCUGGAUGCCGUCAGGGCGGAGGCGGAAGGCCUUAAGGAGAAUAAGAAGGCCCUCCUGCACGAGGUGGAGUUCCUUAAGGCGGACAUCAAAGAGAAGACCGAGAUCUUUAUUCAAGCGGUAGAGGAGACGAAGAUCAAGGCUGUCGCAGAGUACAUUCAAUCUGAUAAAUUUGAUGUCGUUCUGGGGGAGGCCUACCGCAAGGGGUUCAAGAUCAACAGGUGGUUGAUAAGGCACACGUACCCCGAGCUUGACACAAGUGCCAUCACCACCUCGCGAAUCACGGAUGAAAUAGCUCGUCAAGCCAGAGAGGAUCCAGACUCAGAGGAGGAGGAUGGUGAUGAAGAAGUGGACGCCCCUGACCAGCUUGAAGCUCCUGAGGAGGUAUCGCGCGGAGAUGAAGAGUCCCCAAAGUGA